This is a messenger RNA of Salvelinus sp. IW2-2015, 525 nucleotides long. Its product is annotated as protein transport protein Sec61 subunit gamma. Gene Ontology annotation, molecular function: transmembrane protein transporter activity. The record is from RefSeq and is a predicted model, not a curated record. Gene Ontology annotation, biological process: post-translational protein targeting to membrane, translocation; protein targeting. Lineage: Eukaryota; Metazoa; Chordata; Actinopteri; Salmoniformes; Salmonidae. Gene Ontology annotation, cellular component: Ssh1 translocon complex; membrane.
UUAGUGCGGAAGAUCAAUCUCCCUCACCCGGCUUGGUAAACACAUAUUGGUGGCCAAAAAGCAGGGAUCCAAUUUCUCCCAAAAAAUCGAUCCUUUCUCCCACUGGGGCAGAAUCAUCUCGGUUGGUGAGGCUCGGGAGACUUCACCACACCUGUCGCAGCAGUAGGACAAAAACCUUUUCAACAUGGACCAGGUAAUGCAAUUUGUGGAGCCCAGUCGGCAGUUUGUGAAGGACUCGAUAAGGCUUGUGAAGAGGUGUACCAAGCCAGACAGAAAAGAAUUCUCAAAGAUUGCCAUGGCCACAGCGAUAGGUUUUGCUAUCAUGGGCUUCAUUGGUUUCUUCGUCAAACUCAUCCACAUCCCAAUCAACAACAUCAUUGUUGGUGGUUGAAUAUCUCUCCUGGCUGACUGACUACCUGCAACUGGACAUGGGAUUAAAGUGUUAACAUUUUUAUAUAUAUUAUAAUUAUCUUCAGUUCAUAUUUGUUUGCUUUGUAAAUAAAUUUGGAUUAAUAAGAGAUUGAA